AUGGGCAAGAAGCCAGCACAGCCAGCACCAAUUGGCCGCCCAGCGCGCAUUGCUCCACCUCUCGUCGGCCGCGCACUCCAUCCUGCCCGCUACCUCGUCGCCAUGAAGGUCCGGCGCGGCAGCUCCUCGCGGCUGCGGCAGGUCGCGGGCCUCCUGCUCGCGACGACCGCGCUGGCCUCGGCCAAUACGGCGCCCUCGCUCUACGACUACAAGUAUGACGGCACCACGACCUACUGCUACUGGAUGGACCAGGGCAUGCAGGUGUCCAACUUCGACUUCGCCUACGUGCUCCAGGAGGGCACGGGCUCCGACUGCCCGCUCACCGUCUCGCUCGAGCAGGCCACGACCGGCAUCAUCCUGGCCGGCAGCGAGGUCGAGUACGCCUUCACGGCCACGCUUAACCUCAACGACAACGCCUUCAACCUCACGGAGCUGCAGACUACCGUGCCAGACCCGACCACGGGACUCCCCAUGCAGAUCGGCCACGCCAACAUCCACACGUGCUCGCGCUCCACCGUGUGCGACAUCUUCCGCACAGGCUCCAACCGCAAGAUCGCGGACCAGGAGACGUCCAACUUCACGAGCGCGGGCACGGCCAGCUUCCGCCAGAAGAUCACGUACAGCAGCGCAGGCGAGCGCAACGUGUUCGCGCACAUUAUUCUGCCGCCCAAGGACUAUCUCGAGGAGAGCUACCACUUCAUCACGUUCAUCACGACCAAUGUGGAGGCCAGCUCCACUAGCGCGGCGGACGAAGAGAGCUCGGGUCUCUCUACGGGUGCAACGGUCGGCCUCGUCGUUGGCGCAGUCGCGAUCGUGGUAGCCGUGAUCAUCUCGGUGGUGUUCUACCGCCGCAAACGCCACCCCGGUGACGGCACCGACCACUUCCGCAACAGUGGCUUUGGCCUGCCUGCGUCGUACGCUGCGACCAAGUCCAAGUCGCACCUGGACUGGAAUGCCGAGCCCGACGCGCGGGUAGCGUCAAACGGUUCUGGCUGGAAGGACAACUACUCGGCUGGAAAUCGCUCCCAGGCCUCCCGUGGACCCGGACUCAACGCCAGCGCUCUUGCCUUUAAUACCGACCGUCAUAGCCGCCAGAACAAGACAGUCUCGUCGUCGGGAUCGCUCCACUCCAGUCGUGGACCUGGUGACGCGGGUAUGAUGUACGCCAACUACGAGACGCCCAUGCAGCGGUCUGGUAACAACUUCAACGCCGUGGACCCCUUCAACCGGUCGCAGUCGAUGUACCCCGACGAUUCCAUGUACGACGAUGGCGAGUCCCGGAUCGUCGAAGAGGACCCCAACCUCGAGUAUGGACGCACCCCUGACCUCGAGACUUUCGGUAUCGGUGGUAUUCAGGGCCCUUCCUUCGAGAGCGAGACGUCCAUGGGAACGUCUUUCGAGUACAACACGGACGACUCUCAUUUCGCCCAGCCGACCUUCAACCCGCUGCUCAGUGGUUACGGUCGCGAGUCGGACAUGUCGAGCAUGGGGGGAACCGACGAGUACAAUAUGUACGAGCAGCCUCGCACGCGUGGUAACACGCUCGACGCAAUGCUUUCGACGGUGCCUGGCGACCAGGGAAGCGAAAGCGGCGGCGUUCGUGACGGCUCGGUAUCCUCGAUUGGCACGGUAGACUUCACGCAGGACGAGCCCUCUGUUCGAUCCGCGAAGCCGAUCACGUUUGAGCCUUUGGACGAGACCUUGACUCUGUCGGGCUACGGACGAGCCAAGGAGGGGAACCCCGACCUUGCCAAGUCUAACGAGCUCAACAAAACCAACUCCAGCGAGAACACGGAGUUUGUGCUCCACGACAGCAGCGUCGAGUUCCCUACCUCCAACGCCAACGCCGACUUCGUCAGCACGACUGGCUCGGCCGACAUUGACGGAAAGACCGACGUCACCAGCUCCGAUUUCGGUGCCACUGGCACCACGGACAUCAUCAGCAGUUCUGAUUACGAGACGAGCAGCAAGGCCGACAGUCACAGCGACUACGACGCAGGCAGCUUCAGCAGCGGCUUGGAGGGCUCGAGUUUCAACUCGGACCUGACCGGCAGCAGCUACGGCACGGGUAUGACUGGCUCGAGUUACGGCACCGACGAGACCGGCAAGAGCCUAAACGCUGACCUGGAAGACUCGGCAUUAGAUGCGACCAAGACGAAAGCUGGCCUCAACGAUACGCAGUCAACCUACGAGUUUGACGACAAGUCCUUCCGUGCUUCCGACUCGUUCACCACAUCCAAUGACGAUCCGACGGCUGGCGAGGGCCUUCGCCCGAGACGCGUGUCUUCAGCCGAUGGCGAGAGCUACGAGUUCUAG
Phytophthora sojae is the source of this 2316-nucleotide messenger RNA. RefSeq lists its product as hypothetical. Bases 1 to 2316 code for a protein of 771 amino acids. The transcript has 2 exons. The record is from RefSeq and is a predicted model, not a curated record. Lineage: Eukaryota; Oomycota; Peronosporomycetes; Peronosporales; Peronosporaceae.